GACUACAAUCACCAGCAGAGGACGCUAUUUCACCCCAAACGAGAGCGUCAGUUAGGGCUUCAAAACGUGCAUAACGAAUGUAAGCAUGCUGUCUUGAAAUGUCAGAGCCAUCCCAGGAAUCCAGCACGAGCUGCACUGAUGUCGACCCAGUUUAAAGCCAGUUAAUGAGAGUGAUCCGGAUCCACAGUGACGGAGCUGUCACCGCUGUGUUGGCUGUACUGAGCAUUUAGCACCGGGAGUCAAGAAAGAAGAGGGUCCUCCCGCUUCAAUUGUGUUGUCAUUGAUUGAGAAGGAGCAGAUCGAUAAGUGGAUCAGUUUGAUUAGUGGUGCGGAUUUGUUCCAGCUCUCCAGAUGUGAGAGGAGCCCCAGUCUGCGGGGCUACACGCGGCUUUUUAGUGAGCGGAGCGCGAGACUGCGUGUCUACAAGUGCGGCACAAUCUCGAGGAAAAGGUAAGAGGGGGUCUCGAGCAUGAACAGGCAUGCAAGGACACGGCUGCUAUUCCUUUAAUUAAACUGAAAUGCAUUUGAAACUGUGAGCUACUGAUUAAAAUAACCGCAGAUAGAUGCAGUUAAUUUUAAAAACACGUGUCUAAACACGGGAUAAUGCUGUUUUUUAAACAUUUAUGACAUAGUCCCUGCAAACACUAUCAUGGACUUAACGAUAAUGGUAAAGAUGAGACCACAGAUGCAAUUAUUGUGUCAGACUUUACAUUGUAAUAUGAUUUUUUGUCAUGAUAAGCCUGAGUGACAGACCCCCCCCCUCGCCGGUCUAAUUCUGGCACGAGGCUCAGGGGGCGGGUGCACGACUGGAAUAACAGCGGUGGCUGCAUCUGCUGCAGUGAGAAGCUGCAACAAGUUUAUUAUCCAGUGAGGAAAGAGAGAGAGAGACAGCGAGGACUGAGGUUAAGGGAGUGACAGUAAGGAAAAGUGACAGCUGCCAGUGAGUGCAUAUAGGCUCAGGCUGCAGAAAUAGAGAGUGUGUAUGUGUGUGUGUGUUUGACAGCUUGUGUUGUGUUUCAAGGACCUACAUGAUGGAGCUGGUCAGACUUGCAGUGUCCUUGCACAUUCUUCUGUGUCCUGCGUUGGCUCUACUCCGUCGCCCCUACAUGGACAGCAUCCUCUCUGCACGCUCAGGUGAGUUGUGGGAUUGCAUAUGUGUUGCAUGCAUGUUUCAUCCCUUUUCAUUCAUAACGGUGCUGCUCUGUUUCACGUCCUUGCAGCUCUUGGCUUAUCUGACGAGGCGUUGAGGUUUGAACCCUGCUGCCUCAUGUCACCUCCUCCGCCGCCACUCUUUCCCCCGCCACCUCAGCUGUGGAAGCGUGGCACCCCUGUAGGUCACACACACACAAACAUACACACACAUUUCAAUAACUCCUAUCAGCAAACUCAUUAUAGUACACAUACCAAAACCCUAUUCUCUCUGUGUUUUUGACCAAAGGAUAGUAUUAGCUUCCUAGAGCCCGGCGUUUUCGAAGGAAUAGAACCAGAGAAAGAAAAACCAGUGAUACCUGGGUGUUUACCUGGCCCUCCAGGACCUCCAGGGCCCCAGGGGCCAGAGGUAAGGCUUGUUUUCAAGAUAGGAACCUCAUAUUACUAGCUGUACCACUUUUAAGUCUGACUCAACAGGCAGGAAGAUAAAGACAAAUGUACUGACUACUUUCAAAUACAGCCAAUUUUCAUGAAAACAAAAUGAAAAAAUUCAAGCUUGAUAAAAAUUUGGUGUCAUUUUCAGGGUCAUAGUGGACUGCCCGGCAUAAGAGGACCAAAAGGAGAGAAGGUUUGUUUAUUUAAACUCUUAAAACUCCCCUCUGAUGUCUGUCUCUAUGGAUGUAUUUGUGUGUCCUUGAGUUCCCUCCUGCUCUAAAGACCACUCCAUCUCCUCUCUCUUCAUUUGUCCCCCUCCAGGGAGAAAUUGGACGUCCAGGGUUAAAGGUGAGCCGCUCCUCCCCUCCUUUGCAUCGUUCUUUCCUCGCUCAUUUCUCCCUGGUCACUUCUGCAUGUCCUUGGAAUAAUAGGAUCUGGAUACCGCUCUCCUUCCAUCUCCGUUGUCUCCUCUCUGCAUCCUCAAUCUCUGUGAUGUGAUUUGUCUGUUAAGGAUGGGUCAUGCUACAAUAGUCUUUGAGCACGCAGCAGAGCUCGAUCACAUCCCUGAAGGUCUCCUGUCAUCCACCCUCCCCUCGUCUCUCGUUCCCCUCCUCUCGCCUCUGCAUCUUCCUUCUCUCCCUCUCCUCCCUUCCUUUGCCUGGCUCCAUUAGCACUCGCGCUGGACUCAAGUCCUGCUGAUCCAGGCUCUUCGCUGCUCCGCUCCUGCGCUUUAAUCUCCCUAAGUGCUUUUGCUCUCCAUGAUAAAUCAUUCCACGCAGCAGCAGGUCCACAGUGUCUCUAUAGGCUGCAGUUUUAAUGACAAGCGGCUAAAUGAGAGCGCGCUGCUAGCAUGGCAGCAGCUCUGGGAUUCUGGUCCAGGUGUCACUGAAAUGUGAGGCCUUUGUGCUAUAUAUUUGGCUUUCUUGCUUUCAGGGAACUGGCGAUAGAGCAAAAUCAAUGAAGCCAUUAUGCCUGUCCAAUAAAUAGCAAGUUCAGUGGCAAGGUUGUAGUUUCUCAUGCUUGGUUUUGUACUCUGUCAGUUUAAUACUUUUCUGUUUCUGUCUCUUAUUUAUUAAGAAAAUACUUGACUCAGUCCUCCAUGGGGAACUGAGUUAUGCAAAAAUGAUCAUCAGAUACAGCUGCAUAUCAUCAGCAUAUAACACAAAUGGUCCUAAUUCUGAGAAAGAUCCUCUGUAUUUAGAAACAGGCAUCAGAGCUGCAUCAAAGAUCAACAUCUGGAGGAGACGGCAAGCGACCUCAGUUAACCCCAGCUCCAGUGUAGUCAGUAAACACAGCCCUAAAGUCGUCACAGCAUGUUAACACUGCUAAAAACUACAACAUGCUGCCUUUCCAUUUUGUAAAGGUGAAUUAAAUGAGACACACCUACUCAGCACAUCAUUGGGUUGAGGGUCAGCAGUUUUGUCACCCUCAGACAAAGCCAGGCUAACUGAUCACCUAUUGUCAGGAUUUCUGCGAAGCUAAGCUUAUACAAUAUUCCAAUGGAGGUACGUUACCGGUAAUUAAUUUAAUAAACCCAGAACAGGGGUAUUAAUCAUGAGCUUGAACUCAAGACAGGAAAUUUCCACAUGAAAUGAAAAGUAAGCGUAAUGAUGUUUGUGUUUCUGCAGGGUCGUACAGGGGCUCCAGGCCUACCAGGGAAACCAGGUCUUCAAGGAUGGCCCGGUCCAGAGGGACCAAAGGUACGUCCCACCCUCCAAAUUUACCUCAAAGUGAAUUAUGAACUGCUGCUUAGUGUGGUGAGCCAGUGAAAAAUGCAGAGUCAGAGAUCCUCACUGGGGGAGAAGCUUCAGUGCCGUAUGCAACAGGAACUCAACUUUAGUCCUGACCACCUAAGGAACAAAGGCCAGACCUUUUUCUCUGUGCUACAGCAUUUAGAGUUACAAGGUCAAGCUUGUCAUCUGAUCUGAGGUUAAAAAUUAGAAAUGUACCUCCAGUUCAUUUCCCAGUAUGUCUCCCAGUAUAUACGGCUAAUACAGCUAACAGCUGUAAAGAAGCAUUUCCAAGUGUUGGAAACAUAGAGCAGUCAUGUUAUCAAGAAAAGAUUCAUGUGUCGUUAAGGGAAGAUUCCUGUUUUAUGUCCAUGUCUAGAAACAGACCGACUGUCAAGAAGCGUAUUUUUGUGUAUUUCAACAUUAGGGUGAAAAAGGAGAUCCAGGACUCAUGGGAUUACCCGGACUGAGGGGACCACCAGGGAUGAAGGUGACUUUGAGCUUUCUGACAUCUUAUACUCAAAUUCAUUCAUGUCAGCAAAGAACAAAACACAGUCUCACAGAUUCUUAUGCUAUUUUCUGUAUUUUCUUUGUCUUUUCAGGGUCUACCCGGUUACAAAGGAGAAAAAGUAAGUUCAGGAUCAACUCUCACAGUUCGUGUUUGUCUGUACACAAUAUCAUAUCUCCUCUUAAUUUUUUCUCUCUGGUGUCUCUUCUAAAAGGGGACUCGUGGUGAUUCAGGAGGAGCAGGGCCAAAGGGAGAUAAGGUUUGUAAAGAAAUGUCUGUUGUUUUUUUAGAAGAGUAAGUCCCCCCGCAUCUUUUUCUUUUUUUUGAGAUGGAUAAUGUUAUGAUAAAAAAGGCCAUAUUUAUGUGUUACAGCUGUUGUAAUGGAGGAAAUCAGCAGCCAGUCCCUUUCUUAAAAAUGAGGAUGACAAUGUUUCUGAAAGUUUCAAUUCAAUUUGAGGGAAAAUGCUUCAUAAUCAUGUUCUUCUGAGAGCCUAUUCCUUUCAAAAGAAAGUCCAUGUACUAUUACUACAUCUUAAUGACAACUUUAUUCUCAUGAUAUUAUGACUUUAUUGUUGUAGUAUUAUAGUUUUAGUCUCAUAAUGUUGGGUCUUUAUGCUCGUAAUAUUUUGAAAUUUUUAUGCGUUAGUUGACCUUAGUUGACCUUAGUUGAACUUAAUUCUCACAACGCAUUGUUUUGAUUCUUGUUAUAUAAUGACUUUAAUCUCGUAACUUUAUGACUUUGACUGUAUUUACACAACAUUUUGUCUCUGUUGUCAAAUUUGACAGCUUUACUCCAGCUAUAUUCUGGAAAAAUUAUGAUUUUAUUCAUAAUAUUUGGCCAGUUUUUUAUCAACUUAAUUCUUGUUAAAUUAUUAAUUUAUUCCCCUUAUAAACUUUAAUUCUAAUGAUAUAACUUAUUUCUCAUAAUAUCAGGCUGAUUUUAUUAAACUUUUAUACGAGUAUCAUUUUCUUUUAAUAACAUUAUGACUUAAUUCUUUUCCCAUUAUGACUUUACUCAGACUUUAUCUUCUCCUUAUUUGAUUUGAGUAAAUGUCCUUACUUUACCACAACUUGCAUUUUUGGGACCCUUUUUUCAUAAUACCAGGACUUCAGUUUCUUAUGACUCUACUUGUACCAGAAUGUUUUGUUUUUUUGUGUGUGUGUGGAAAAUUGUGACUUUAUUCUGAAAACAUUGUAUAUUUUUGUUCCUGAAAAUUGCUCUAGCACUAUAUCAUAGUUUUUUUUAUAACAUUUUGCAUCUUAUUUAUGUGUGGCUCCAUCUAAUGGCACCACAAACUGUGGUUUGAGACACCUCUUUUUAGGUCCCUCAUUCAAAGCUCACCUGUGUCGUCUUUUUGAGUUUAAGAUAAAGUGAUCAAGAAACAGAUAAGUGUCUGCUCUGAUGAGUUAAUGACUUUUCUCACAUCACAUUCUCAUUUUGUCUCCAUUUAGGGCUCCAUUGGUUUGCCUGGGAUGCUUGGACAGAAGGUAAAAAUGAUUCCUGUAUAACUACAGCAAAAACCAGGAUUCAAACUGAUUCCUUCCCAACUUCUGUCCCAGGGUGAACAAGGACCUAAAGGAGAGCCAGGAGUCUCAGGGAAGAGAGGACCAACUGGACGGCCUGGGAAGAGAGGGAAGCAAGUAAGGAGGAAACGAGACAGGGAGACGUAUGGAUUGUUUGGUUUCCUCUGUGAACUACGUGUGUCUACAUGAUUUUGAUGCAUCAGAUGUCCCACACCUUUAAACACAUCCUCACAGCAUCAAUUAAUCUGUGUGUGUGGACUUCAACUCUCUGAGCUGACAGCUUCAUAUGUCUCUCACCAGCCAAUUUAGUUACUCAACUUUUACCUCAAGCUCUAAUUUUAGACUUUAGAGGGGGGUAGAGAGUCUUUGGCAUUCCUAUAUAUUUAAAUUUGCACACACACACCUCUCACAUGCACACACACACUCGUGUAUUUUUCCAUAGACUGUAUCAUCCCAGCUAUGCACAAGUGUCUGAAGCAUGUAGGUCACUUCCAGUAUGUGGGUUUGUGUUUUCUAACGUUGUGAUGUGGCCGGCUUUGCACAGGGGAUGAAGGGUCAUGGUGGAGCCUCUGGAGUUAUGGGCCCCCCAGGACCCCCUGGUCCAAACGGUCAUCCUGGUCCACCUGGGCCUCCUGCAUCAGGUACAUUAACCUGCUCUCUGACACAGAACUAUAGUUUGUGGUGAAUAAACAUUGACUGUAGAAGAAAUGACGUUAGGCAUCCUGCUUUGUGGACGGUCUUUGGAGGCCUGAAGUUUAGCUUUGUAGCCUCAUUGUGGGUCUCUGCUAUGAAAAAAGUUAAAGAAGUGGUUUCUCUCACAUGCUUUGAUCACUUGGUCUGACACCUACGAUCUUGCAGGAAUUAGAGAUGUUAAAAAUUACCAUAAGGAAAUUGACAAUGCUUUUGCUAACAGUCUGGAUCAUUUAUAUAGGACAAAAAGAGGCGGGGCUGUUAAUUUUAAGUUCUUUCAUAACUAUUCAAAAACUCCUCACAGGAGCUUUAACGACAUUGUUUAAAAAAGAAAAGGGUGCUGCAACAAAAAAGCCCACAUGUGGCUACCAAGACUGUAAACCUAUUCGUUUAUGGCCUAGAGUUUAGUGUUUUCAUAUGAGGGACUUAGAGAGAGAGGGUUUUUGCCUAGGUUUUAGUCCAAGUGGUUACGGCUCAGUUUAAUAUCAAACUAAUGUGGGUAUACGUAUUUACUCAUUUGUUUUGCUGUGUUUUACUUUGUCAUUGCUGUUGUUUCAGGUCUCUAUCUGGUCGGAGAAAAAGGAGAGAAGGGUCUCCCAGGUCCAGCAGGUCGCUGUGACUGUGAUUCCACUGUUGUAGCUAACAGUGCUCCUUUUGGGAGCUACACACAGCGGGGCGGUCCUAACAAAGUCCCUGCAGUAAGACCCUUUCCUGUAUAAAACUGCAACCUUGCAAUAUCAACCUUCAAAAAUGAUGCUCACCAGCUUUACCAUCCUUCUUCUCUGUGUAUGUGUGUGCAGAUAUUUGUGGUAAACAAUGAAGAGGAGAUGGAAAAUCUACAACUAGACAGUGCAAUAGCAUUCAGGAAGGAUCAAAGGAUGCUCUACUUCAAAGAUAAAGAUGGAUGGAAAGCUAUACAGGUAACAACUAUGAUCAAAUUACUGAGCUGGAAGACCGUGGCAUUUGUUGUAAUUAGUGUUCAGUUUCCAGUGAACACCUGACUGUUCAAUUUUACCUCAAAACUUUGUAACUAGCCUCAAAGUUUGUACCAUUUUUGAUGGUAAGAGAUUGUUUUUUAAUGCCAGGAACUGCAGUUUCCAAAACACUGAAAUUAAGGUUUUACUCACUUGGUAUUUUAGGAGUUUUCCGUCACUUUUAUUUCCAAUCAAAGGCUGUUUGGUUUAAUUAAUUGUGUUGGACAUGGACUGAGUUAAUUCCAUCUAAUGUGGAAGCGUAAAAACGUCUAAUUUUCGAUUUUGAUUGAGGGAAGCUGGAAUGCAUCAUGUAAAAAAUCUCAAACUCCUUCUGGGUGAUAAAAUCUUUUGAAGUGAGUGUUUUGAGCUCGUUGUGUGGUUUGGUUUUCAGCCCUUCCAGUCGUUUCAGUCCACAGAGAAAGUCCCGGACAGGGUUGGUGUGUGUGGGGAUGGAAAGGUGCAGCCACAGCACGGAGAGGAGUGUGAUGAUGGAAACCAGAUCGUGACUGACGCGUGUCUCAGUGAGUAACAUGCAUUUCUUAGCUUAUGUAAUGAAGUAUGUGUAACAAGACUUUAGAACAAAUAAUAAGCAGGCUUCUCUGAGAAGAGGAGUUUACAAAGCAUGUAAGAUUUUUGCUGGACAAGCUCUUCCAAGCUGUUCAAUGUCAGGCUGUUUCUAAGGCACCCUGCAGAGCUCCACUGCUGCACCCCACAGAGUGUGAACCCAUGGGGCAGAGGAUAAAAGCAGAGGGUGCUGUGAAACCUUUCCUUGAUCUUUCAUUAAUCUCUCCCUCUUUUUCCUGCCAUCCUCUCAUUUCUUGGUUCAAUUAAAUUAGCAGAAAAAUGCUGUUUUGGCAUCACUGGAACACAGGAGUGCCAAAGCAUUCGUAACUUCUCUCUCCCUUCCCUCCCUCCCUCCCUCCCUCCCUCCUGACUCUGUUUCUGCUUCUGCUUUUUCCUCUGUCAUCUCAGACUGUAAAUGGGCUUACUGUGGAGAUGGAUACAGGCAUGAAGGCAUGGAGGAGUGUGAUGGAAAGGACUUUGGGUAUCAGACCUGCAAAUCCUACCUUCCAGGGUAUGUUCAAUGACAUGCAUAUUUGUCUAGGUUUAAAGGCCUAUGUUAUCUCUCUUGUGCCAAGGCAGUGCAAUGCAUUUCUUAAUCAUCAGCAUAUUUAUAGUGCAGUGCAGCCAUCUGAACACAGUACAGGUCACUUAAAUGACCCACUGUACUUAAACUGAUGAUCUCUCUGAAAUUAGGGUGAAUUAUUCUUCAAGCAUGCACUGUUCUCUAAAUAAUAUAAUCUGUAUAUCACUGUGUUCUGCGUGAUUUACAUUAACACUUAAAGGACACUUCCUUGUCUCUUCAGGUCCUUUGGGCAGCUCAGAUGCACAGAUUCCUGCCUCAUUGAUUCCACUGGCUGCAAAUAUUUCACCUGAACUCUAAUGUGAAAUUAAGGCAAGAUUGCAACUUUGCAGCUCCCCCUUUCUGAUCACGGGGAUUGUACUCCAGAUUUCCACUGAAGUCUGACCCUUUAAAAAAAAUAACAGCUGGACUGAGAACUGAAGAAAGCUCUUAUGCCUGCUCUGAGCCAUGAAAAGUCAAUGAGGGUCAGCUUUGGCUUGAAACUCUCACUGGCCUCAGGGAGGAGCACUCAGUUUCUAUCCCUUCAUCGGCUGCAGGACUGUUAUGGACACUGGUGAUGGCAGGGAACAUUUAAAUGAUUGUAUCAUAUAAAAUACUUACAAUGUGUAUGACUUGCUGACUGUUGAUGCAGAAAUAAGCUAUGUCCUGAACUUUUUUUGUAAUAACAUAGGAGAGAAGGGCCUUUCCUUGAAGAAGCAAUGAUAUUAUUGAUACUCUAUGUACUGUAGUAUGCAAAUCAGGGGUGUGUAAAUGUGCCAAUUCCUGUGCAAUGUAUUACAAAACCUGUAUUUAUGAAGUGCAAUGUUGUUAAACGCAUGUAAUUGUGAACCAGCACACAGAUGAACACUUUAGAUCGUGCUGUAAAUGUCCUUGCCAAAGUUUUACCCCUAUGAAGUGAAUGUUACAAUAGCCGACAGAAGAGAAGUGAUUGUAAGACGCAACAAAUAUGUGAAAAAAAAGCCCCCUGCAGCAUGAAGAACUGCUUCAAUCACACAAAAUUGAGAAGAAGAGGUCUGAUCUGUGGAUUAUCUACCUGCAUGACUAUAAAUUUCUUAAAAUAUGGCAUAUUAAUAAAGACAUCUACAAUUCA
Xyrichtys novacula (pearly razorfish) is the source of this 9244-nucleotide messenger RNA. The record is from the annotation of a GenBank genome assembly. NCBI's taxonomy places the organism in Eukaryota, Metazoa, Chordata, Actinopteri, Labriformes, Labridae.